AUGGAAAGGGACGAGUCGAGCGAGAGCGAAGAAGAGGGGGAGAAGAGGGGGGUCACAUACAACAGACUUCGCUCUAUCCUCAAACGAAUCAGCCCAAUCGAGGAGCUCACCACUUUUCUUACCAGCCACAAGUUUUUCCAAGUCAGCUCGGACUUGGCCAAUCCCAAUCGCGCCAAGUCCCACAUCAUCAGUGAUCUCAGACGCCACUUAGAGGGAGAGGUGACCGAAGACCACGUCGCCGCCGCAGAUCUGCUGCUCUGCUCGCUGGGGCUCAGACAGCGCACAUGGACGACCUACAAGCUCACCCCCAGGGACGAACAGAAGCACACCUCGUCGAGCUCCUCCCCGAGCGGAGCCGACCCAGAACAGUUCGCCCGACGGCUCGGCGAGGAAAUCGAACUGUUCGCUCCACACCACCUGCACGUGCAGAUGCACAACGACGUGUUGUGGGCGCGGCUGCGCAUCGCGCAUCUGGGCGUCGCGGUGCGCACCCACAUCGCCUACAUCGCCUAUUGCCCGCGGUCUCGCGCCGUCUUUGCGAGCAACAUCGCAGCCUCGCUCCACGACAUCAUCAUCCACGCCCUCGAAACCGCUCUGAGCUGCGAAGUGGAGAAAACAAAACUGCACGGCAAGAACGUCAAAGCGCUGAUGGACAUGAUGCUCAACCGGGACGGCCAAGGCCCGUAUCGCGACUAUCGAGCCGACAGCCACCCACUGCAGCAGCAGCUUUCCGCCGCGGCCGCGACCGACGAGUCGCAGCGGCGGCCCGUGCCGUCAUCGCCGCCGCUGCCGGUCGUGGUCGAGGAUGCCGAAGCCCGGCACAGGACCGAGCAGCACUUGUUCGACGCCUUCGGCUCGUCGCCCAUGCCCGCGCUCGACCAGGUCAACUUCAGGAUUGUGGACUCCUUCCGUGGCGGCUUCGAGCUCGGACCGCGAUUCGAGUGCUCGGUUCGGUUCGAGGGACCCAACGUACUGGAGGGCAUCCGUAAGCUGGUGCAACUGGGGAUCGCGCAGCCGCCGCUGCCGCACUAUCUGGCGAAUCUGGCGUCGCUGUGCCAGAACAGCUUCGACCUCGUCAACCCGAACCCGGACACCGGCGAACAGAAUCAGGACGCCGGUGGCGCCGCCGAACGACAGCGACAGCGCGGCGGCAAGCGAAAAGAGCGAGACGAAACCACCACGACCACCACGACGUCAUCAACUGCAUCGUCGUCAACUUCAUCAUCGGCCACGUCAGCACAAGUACAUAGAGACGAGGAGGCCAGCCAGCAGCGUCGACCAACAACGUCCCAAAGGGAAGGCUACGGCAUCGUCCAGAGGGGCGAGAAGCGGCGCGGCUGA
Molecule: messenger RNA, 1341 nt
Organism: Acanthamoeba castellanii str. Neff
Lineage: Eukaryota; Discosea; Longamoebia; Acanthamoebidae
Exons: 9
Coding region: 1-1341 (446 amino acids)
Biological process (GO): chromosome segregation; CENP-A containing chromatin assembly
Source: RefSeq, a predicted model, not a curated record